Drosophila pseudoobscura is the source of this 2237-nucleotide messenger RNA. It is a transcript of the gene Rab23, whose product is annotated as RAS oncogene family member Rab23. The record is from RefSeq and is a predicted model, not a curated record. Gene Ontology annotation, biological process: vesicle-mediated transport. The transcript has 3 exons. Gene Ontology annotation, molecular function: GTPase activity; GTP binding. NCBI's taxonomy places the organism in Eukaryota, Metazoa, Arthropoda, Insecta, Diptera, Drosophilidae. Bases 343 to 1149 code for a protein of 268 amino acids.
UUUUCGUUUUGCCAGCCCUGGUCGUUUAAGCCAUCGCCUUACCGUGGCACGUCUUGGCUCAAAGCCUCUUGUAAGGUAAGUUCGAAUUUGGUGAAAUCAAUGCGUAGAAAGUGAAUCCGAGGUUGGCGCUGACGUUACGCAAAGCCGUGGAAAAGUGAAAAGCCGCGGAAAACCUGGCCGCUCUAAAAGUGCACCAGCACCUGCCCAUUUGGAUAUUCGGCGACUGAUUGCCGUUGCGUGCGCCGCCUGCUAGCCAGCUCCUAGGCUCUAAUUGUCGGCUGUCAAACCGGAGCAACACCUGGCCGAUCGUCGGCCCCCCUGCCGGCACAAAGCGGCCGCCGCAUGCGUCUCAUCCAAACGGCCACCGGCGGUGCUGCUGCGACUGUUCUGCAGUCCCACUCCCAGUCGCAGUACAACUACACCAACAUGCGCGAAGAUGAUAUCGAGCUGGCCAUCAAAGUGGUAAUUGUUGGAAACGGCGGCGUUGGCAAGUCCUCGAUGAUCCAGCGCUACUGCAAGGGCAUAUUCACCAAGGACUACAAGAAGACAAUCGGAGUGGACUUCCUGGAGAGGCAGAUCGAGAUCGAUGGGGAAGAUGUACGCAUAAUGCUGUGGGACACAGCCGGGCAGGAGGAAUUCGACUGCAUAACGAAGGCUUAUUACCGGGGGGCACAGGCUUCAGUGCUCGUGUUCUCCACGACUGAUCGGGCCUCGUUCGAAGCUAUCAAGGACUGGAAGCGCAAGGUGGAGAACGAGUGCAACGAGAUACCCACGGUGAUUGUGCAGAACAAGAUUGAUCUGAUCGAGCAGGCCGUAGUCACUGCCGACGAGGUGGAGACACUGGCGAAGGUGCUCAACUGCCGUCUGAUACGCACGUCCGUAAAGGAGGAUAUCAAUGUGGCCUCCGUGUUCCGCUACCUAGCUACCAAGUGCCAUCAGCUGAUGACUCAGAGCUACGACCAGACCGGCAGCCAGCAGCACUCGUCCAACCAUCCGCCCUACAACAGCACGCCCACAAUCAGCGCCUUCAGCCCGACCUUCACCAAGUCCAGCAGCGGCACCAUUGUGCUCCGCCCGGCCAAAAAGGGCAGCGGGUCCAGUGCGGCGCGAAAGCGCAAAAUAGUUCUCAAGAAGUGCGGCAUCUUGUAAUGGAAGGGGAUCAACGCCAGCCAGCCAGGAAGGUUGUGCCAGCUAGGCAGGCAGAGGCAGUCAAGCAGGGAGUAUAGAUGGAUGGAUGGACGAGAUGUUGGCAAUUAAUAACUGGAGCAUAUUUAACGCUUAAUUAUUUAUGAGCCUAAUGAAGUUGUGGCCAGGUGGCGGUGGCCAGCCAACCGUUAUAUGCACAGCCACAGCCAAUCACUAGUCGUGCACAGACUCCGCGUGAUGUGGCCCAGACAUGCGAGAAAGCAGCGAUAAUCGGAACCAGUAAAGUGCACCUUCGGGACACACCUCGAAGUGAAGAUACCCUUGCAGAUUUACAUACAUACUAAGGCACUAAGAACUAAUAUUUAAUUCAAUUAAAGGAAGCCAAGUUUAACCUUGAGAAGCGCUCGUAUAUGGUCGAUUUGCAAGCUACAAAAUACAUUCAAAACCAUGUAGAGUGCUUUGUGGUAUCUAGACCAAUAUCUAGAAUAUUCGAAUCUACCCGCGAUCUGCAACGGUAUUCGAGCUCUCAAAACCAUAACAACCCACAUGCAUUAUCAUAUGCAGCUACUCGAAAACUACCCUAAUUAGAUAUAGAUAUCAAAUAUCAAAUCAGACGGGAUGUAUUGUAUUAUGCCCCCCUUCUAUAACGGAGACUGAUGCAGCAAUGCUCCUCAUAUCGGAUAUGUACAUAUGUAUACUUUUAUAUGGGUUCUCGUACCGGCCUAACCAAUUAUUAAAAUUAAAAGGCUAUUCACCACGCUAGCGCAGCCCAGAUGUUCAUGUGAGAUAGAUCCCUCCGCCAAUUAGCUUUGGAGAAUGUGCAAUUAAUAAUUCAGCUUAUAUAAUUAUUCGCGAAUUGCGAGUCAUGACAAAGCGCAAUUCAGCUCGUCUUUAUAGGGAACCAGUGUCCAGUGGUCCACGUUCUAUGCAAAAAUCCCCCAUCGAUUCGGAGCGGAAGUUUAGUUUGCUCGCAAUACAACAAUAUAUCAAACUCUAUCCCUAUCCUAAGCCUAUUCUCAUAUUGUAUCUAUAUGUUUAAUUUUGUAUUUAAAAUAUACCUACAAUUAAUAAAUUAUUUUUGUAUAAAUGGA